UCUCUCAUGACUGUGAAUGGUUGAUUUUCAAUUGGCAUAUAUGGAUGUUUGGACCUCUGAGUGUUUUGUAUGACAUUGUGGAAAUCCAGUAGCUGUUUCCUGGCUUGAUGUGGAGGGACAAAGGCUGAUUCUCCUCCUGAUCCUUCAACUAAGAAGAGAAAGAAGACUGAACAGGAUCAUUUUUGGAGCCAAUUCAUUGAUUUUUCUUCUUCUGUAUUUUCAGUCGAGGAGUUCAGAUGAACACUAAUUUGAAUGUGGAUUUCUUUGGAAUACCGAUAUCAGACAGCAUACACAGCUUACUGCUUAUUUCUUUUUUUAAAUUUAUACAGUAACACACUGUUUUUUUGGCAUCUAGUAGAUGUGGUACAAUUUUGUUGAGACAGAGAGAGGUAGAAAGGUGACGUCAUGGCCCAUGCUGCAGCACACCUAAAGAAAGCUCGCGAGUUUGAGGCAAAUCCAGAGUACAGUGCUCUACAGAAAGCCAGGGAGAGGAGGAGACGGCAUCGUGAGAGAGCCGAGCGAAAGCGGCAGUCUGACAGUAACACCAGUUUCCUGCGGGCUGCCAGAGCGGGGAACAUUGACAAAGUCCUUGACUUCCUGAAAAAUGGAGUAGACAUCAGCACCAGUAACCAGAAUGGUCUGAACGCACUACAUCUGGCAGCGAAGGAGGGACACAAGGAUUUAGUGGAGGAACUGUUGGAGAGAGGAGCACCUGUUGACUCUUCCACCAAGAAAGGAAACACUGCCCUCCAUAUUGCCUCACUGGCUGGACAAAAUGAAGUAGUCAGACUACUGGUGAAGAGAGGAGCAGAUGUCAACUCUCAGUCACAGAAUGGCUUCACUCCACUCUACAUGGCAGCCCAGGAGAAUCAUUUGGAGGUGGUGCGAUACAUGUUGGAAAAUGAAGGGAACCAAAGCAUUGCAACAGAGGAUGGCUUCACGCCACUGGCCAUUGCUCUCCAGCAGGGCCACAAUGCAGUGGUCUCUCUGCUAUUGGAACAUGACACGAAGGGUAAAGUCCGCCUUCCAGCCCUGCACAUCGCAGCCCGCAAAGACGACACAAAGUCUGCCGCACUGCUGCUCCAGAAUGACCACAACGCUGACGUCCAGUCUAAGAUGAUGGUCAAUAGAACUACGGAGAAUGGGAAGAGUGGGUUUACCCCUCUGCACAUCGCGGCUCACUAUGGUAACGUGAAUGUCUCCACCCUGUUGCUGAACAGAGGAGCCGCUGUGGACUUCACAGCCAGGAAUGGGAUAACGCCUCUCCAUGUGGCCUCCAAGAGAGGCAACACCAACAUGGUGGCCCUGCUGUUGGACCGAGGGGCUCAGAUAGAUGCUAAAACCAGGGAUGGCCUGACCCCCCUGCACUGUGCAGCCAGGAGUGGUCAUGACCCAGCACUUGAAAUUCUGCUGGAGAGAGGAGCUCCCAUCUUAGCCAGAACCAAGAACGGACUGUCCCCACUGCACAUGUCAGCCCAGGGAGACCACAUAGAGUGUGUUAAACUCCUGCUGCAGCACAAGGCGCCUGUUGAUGAUGUCACAUUGGACUACCUCACAGCGCUGCACGUCGCAGCUCACUGCGGCCACUACAGAGUCACCAAGCUUCUGCUGGACAAGAAGGCCAAUCCCAAUGUCAGAGCAUUGAAUGGUUUCACUCCUCUCCAUAUCGCUUGUAAGAAGAACAGGGUGAAGGUGAUGGAACUGUUGGUCAAAUAUGGAGCCUCCAUCCAGGCCAUUACUGAGUCUGGUCUGACUCCCAUCCAUGUAGCUGCCUUCAUGGGCCACCUCAACAUCGUUUUACUUCUGCUGCAGAAUGGAGCAUCUCCUGACGUCCGUAACAUUCGUGGUGAGACAGCUCUCCACAUGGCAGCACGAGCAGGUCAGAUGGAAGUGGUUCGCUGUUUGCUGAGGAAUGGAGCAUUGGUUGAUGCUAUAGCCAGGGAGGACCAGACUCCCCUCCACAUUUCAUCCCGUUUGGGGAAAACUGAUAUUGUCCAGUUGCUGCUGCAGCACAUGGCUCAUCCAGAUGCUGCCACCACCAACGGCUACACUCCCCUCCACAUUUCGGCCAGGGAGGGCCAGGUAGAGACUGCUGCCGUGCUGCUGGAGGCCGGAGCCUCACACUCACUGGCCACGAAGAAAGGAUUCACUCCGUUACAUGUAGCAGCUAAGUAUGGAAGCCUCGAUGUAGCAAAACUUCUCCUUCAACGCAAAGCUCUCCCUGAUGAUGCUGGCAAGAAUGGCCUGACUCCGCUGCAUGUGGCAGCUCAUUAUGACAACCAAGAAGUAGCUCUGCUGCUGCUGGAUAAAGGGGCAUCGCCUUAUGCUACUGCAAAGAAUGGCUACACUCCUCUCCACAUUGCAGCCAAAAAGAACCAGACGAACAUCGCGUUAGCACUGCUGCAGUAUGGAGCAGAGACCAACGUUCUGACCAAGCAGGGAGUCAGCCCUCUACACCUGGCAGUCCAGGAAGGGCACGCUGAGAUGGCUAGCCUGCUGCUGGGCAAAGGAGCUCACGUCAACACAGCCACCAAGACCGGACUGACGCCUCUACAUCUCGCAGCCCAAGAAGACAGAGUCAAUGCAGCAGAAGUAGUGGCCAAGCAUGAUGCCAACUUGGAUCAGCAAACUAAGCUCGGAUACACCCCUCUCAUAGUGGCAUGUCACUAUGGCAAUGCCAAGAUGGUGAACUUCCUGUUACAGCAAGGUGCCAGCGUCAACGCCAAAACCAAGAAUGGAUAUACACCCCUUCACCAGGCAGCACAACAAGGGAAUACACAUAUUAUCAAUAUGUUGCUACAGCAUGGUGCCAAUCCCAAUGCUACUACAGUGAAUGGAAACACUGCUCUGUCUAUUGCCAGACGUCUGGGUUACAUCUCUGUAGUGGACACACUGAAAGUCAUCACUGAGGAGGUCAUCACUACCACAACGACGGUCACAGAGAAACACAAGCUUAAUGUUCCUGAGACCAUGACUGAGAUCCUUGACGUGUCUGAUGAAGAAGGUGAGGACACUAUGACAGGUGAUGGAGGAGAGUAUCUGAGAGCGGAGGAUCUCAGAGAGCUGGGAGAUGACUCUCUGCCAGGACACUACCUGGACGGCUUCAGCUACAUGAGCCACAACCUGGACAGGUCACAGCACACUCCCAUUCACCAAAGUUUCCAUCAGAAAGAGGGAGUUUUCAUCGAAGACAUGCUUACAAGCCACCAGGUGUCAGCACUGUCUAGAGAGCACGAUAAGGACUCGUUUCGUCUGAGCUGGGGUGCUGAGCACCUUGAUAAUGUGGUGCUAUCCUCCAGUCUGCUACAUUCUGGCCAUUCCUCUCCGUGCCUAGACCAUGACAACAGCAGCUUCCUGGUCAGCUUCAUGGUAGAUGCCAGGGGCGGGGCCAUGCGUGGUUGCCGUCACAAUGGCCUGCGAAUCAUUGUGCCACCAAGAAAGUGUUCUGCACCCACGCGGGUGACAUGCAGGCUGGUGAAGAGACACCGUCUGGCCUCUAUGCCCCCUAUGGUGGAGGGUGAGGGGCUGGCUGGUCGCAUCAUUGAAGUGGGACCCACUGGAGCCCAGUUCCUGGGUAAGCUCCACCUUCCCACAGCUCCACCCCCUCUAAAUGAGGGUGAGAGCCUGGUCAGUCGCAUCCUGCAGCUGGGUCCUCCAGGAACCAAGUUCCUCGGGCCUGUGAUUGUGGAGAUCCCCCAUUUUGCAGCCCUGCGGGGAACAGAGCGAGAGCUAGUGAUCUUGAGAAGUGAGACAGGAGAGAGCUGGAGGGAACACCACUGUGACUUCACUGAAGAGGAACUGAACCAGAUACUUAAUGGCAUGGAUGAAAAACUUGAUUCCCCAGAGGAGCUUGAAAAGAAAAGAAUAUGCCGCAUCAUCACCCGAGACUUCCCACAGUAUUUUGCGGUGGUGUCACGCAUAAAACAGGACAGUCAUUUGAUUGGACCAGAGGGCGGGGUCCUCAGUAGCACUCUUGUGCCCCAGGUCCAGGCUGUCUUCCCUGAAGGAGCCCUCACCAAGAAGAUUAGAGUUGGGCUACAGGCUCAGCCCAUUGAUGUUGAGGUGGUAAGAAAGGUUCUUGGUAACAAAGCCACAUUCAGCUCAAUUGUCACAUUGGAGCCAAGAAGGAGGAAGUUCCACAAACCAAUCACCAUGACAAUCCCUAUUCCCAAGAGCUCCAAUAGUGACGGGUCAAGUGGAGUGUACAGUGGGGAGACCCCCACCUUACGUUUGCUUUGCAGCAUUACAGGUGGAACUACUCCUGCCCAAUGGGAGGACAUUACUGGCUCCACGCCUCUCACCUUUGUUAACCAAUGUGUGUCCUUCACUACAAACGUGUCAGCGAGGUUCUGGCUGAUAGACUGCAGACAGAUCCAGGAGUCUGUUAGUUUUGGCUCUCAGCUGUACAGAGAGAUCAUCUGUGUUCCAUAUAUGGCCAAGUUUGUCAUUUUUGCUAAGACACUUGACCCCAUUGAGGCCCGUCUGCGCUGUUUCUGCAUGACGGACGACAAGAUGGACAAGACCCUAGAGCAACAAGAGAACUUCACUGAAGUUGCCCGUAGCCGAGAUGUUGAGGUGCUGGAGGGAAAACCCAUAUUUGCUGACUGCUUUGGAAACCUGGUGCCUCUAACCAAGAGUGGACAGCACCAUGUGUUCAGCUUUUUUGCCUUCAAAGAGAACAGACUGGCCCUCUUCAUCAAAAUCAGAGACACAGCACAGGAGCCAUGUGGUCGCUUGUCCUUCACCAAAGAACCACGCACAUAUCGUGCUCUUAACCACAAUGCUAUCUGCAACCUUAACAUCACUCUACCAACAUACUCAAAGGAGUCUGAUUCAGACCAAGAUGCAGAUGAUGAGGUGAAUAAAAUGUACUUGAUACAGUACUGUAUAGAACAAUAUCAUAAUUACUUUGUAACUAACUAUGCUUUUUUUAUCUUGCAGAGUGAGCUGAGUGACAAGAAAUUGGAUUGGCAGGAUGAUGCUGACAGGAAAGAGGAGACAUUAGCUAUUGUUGCAGAUCUUCUUGGCUUCAGCUGGACUGAACUGGCAAGAGAACUGGAAUUCAGUGAGAACGAUAUCCAAUUAGUGAGAACAGAGAAUCCCAAUUCCCUCCAAGAGCAGAGCCAUGCCUUGCUGCAGCGCUGGGUUGAGCGUGAAGGCAAACAUGCCACAGAGGACUGUAUGAUUAAGAGACUAACCAAGAUCAACCGCAUGGACAUCGUCCAUCUUAUUGAAACCCAGAUGAACAAGUCAGUUCAAGAGCAAACAUCUAGAACUUAUGCAGAGAUAGAGAAGACUCUGGAUCACAGUGAAGUAUCUGUAGCCCUAUCUUCAGUGCAAGAGGAUGCAGACAGCCCCAGAGUCGUGAGAAGGGUGGAGUCAGACCGCAGACCUCCCCCAGCUGUUUCUGAAGAGGACCUCUCAGUUGCUUCCCUACUGGAUAUUCCUUCCUGGGCAGAGCCUGUUGGACACACCCACUCAGAGAGCAUGCAUGGAGACCUGUUGGAGGAGCUUGAGAUCCCACAUGAAUUGAACCCUAACCUGUGGAUCUCUGAAGAUGUAAUUACACAAGAACCUACAAGUUACGACAACUCAGAUGAGCAAGUAUCAACAGCAUCUUCCAGGACAAAUCUUUCAGAAUCUUCAAAACAAAUAAGUGGUCAUUUAGGACAGGGCCAGGUCUUUCCAAACAAGACACACUCCUUGGCACAUGAUUCAAUCACACUUUCCACUGAAAAACUAAAAUUACCACUUCCAGGUACCUUUGACCUAAGUAAAACACAAUCUAAAAUCACACUGACCAAUCAAAGUAGCUCACCACAGGAAAAAGAUGAAAAGCUGUCAUUCCCCAAGCAAAGUGAACAUUCUGGCUUAGCUAAACCAGACUCACUCUGUCAAAUAGCUCAAGAAAGUCCAGAUGACCAAAUGUUCAUGUCCUUAAAGUCCACUCCAACACAGCCAGAGUCUGGGUCCCCUCAGCUUGAACAGCUGCUGUCAGAUCUGGAGGAGAUGAAACUUGCAUUUAGCCCAGAGACACUUGACCCUAUUUUGUCAGAAUUCAGUGAUGAAAGCCCUGAAGUUGAACAAAUUGAGUUUGAAGACCUUUCACCUGAAGACCAAUGCCAUACAGAAGAUAUUGAUACCCUGAGAGUCGAUGUGUUAUCUGUUGUACAGCCUGCAGAAGAUACUAACCAUACUGAUGUAGCAGUCACAGAGCAUACGCGUUUCCAGACAUCCAUUCAAAAUGAACCUAAACUAAUCUCAGACACUCCUGAUUUAACAAAAACCUCUGAGACAAGUGUACCAUCAAGCCUUGGUUGUCGUAAAGAUAGUCCUGUAUCCCCUACUGAGUCCCUUCCAACUCCAGAAUCUUCCCAGAGAUUUUGUGAAGUGAUGGAACCACUGAACUCAGGUCUUCCUAUCGAUAUAUUCCAGUUCAGCUCAUUUUCUUUAGUGUCUUCCCCCAAAGUAGCUGCAAAGAGUCCGUCUAAGAUACCUGAGGAACAUGUGGCUAAUCUUUGUGAGCAAGAUUAUACAACUGACUUUCUUAAACGUCAAGAAGAACUUGAAUCAGCUACAGAAGAAAUAUCAACACAAAGUAUCCAAGAUCAACCUCUACAUUUAUGGGAGGCAACUUUUGUUGAAGCCAUUCAGAGUGAAGAUUUCUCUUCUCUUUCUGAUUUGACUCCGGAGACAGUUACAUCUGCAAGACAUUUUAGCUUUGAUGAACUGAUGCCGUACCCCUCCCCAGGAAACUUGGAGACAUCCUCAGAUGAGGAUAGGCCAAGGACCAGUGGACGGCAUUCAGAAGAAUCUCUUACUUCAGUAGACUCUGAGGGUUUUACCUCUCAGCCCACUCCAGUCAAACCCAAAGCAGAGGUGACUUCAUCAACCUCUGAUGAGGAGUACAGCAUCCCACCUGGGUAUUCAGAGAUCUCUUCUACCACAACCAUCUAUACCCGCAUGCCUCCAGAAUACAAAGAAGUUGUGCAUAGUGGUGUAGACAGCCCAACGUUUGAAUACUCUGACCCAGAGCCUUACUUUGACUGCAUACAGGCUGCAUCAGAUUUCUCAGAGACUGAGCCUGAUGAACCUGAGACAAGUACCAGGUCAAAUGGAGAUCAGCCCCAGGAUCAUCUUAGCCAUCAUAGAGUACUAGAAAGGGGGAAUCGAAGAGUCCUGUUGUCCUCUGGAAGUGAAGAUUAUGAGGAUGCUCCUUUUGUCCAUGAGCCUCUUUAUAAUGUACAAGAAGAAAAUGAAGAAUUAUUACACUAUUCAGAAGCAUCGGAUGAAGAAUUCACCAUGUGUGAGUCUUCACAACCGCCUCCUGUCUGUGACAUUGGGGCAUUUGAUGAUACUGACAAAUCUCUGACAAGGGAGAUCACCGCAGAGCUCGGAUCAAUGUCAGAAAGUUCAGAUGAUGAAUUUUUGACCACCAGAAUAGUGCGAAGGAGAGUUGUCAUUCAGGCUGAUGAAAUGCCUGACCUCCCCACUCAGUCAGUGACGGAAGAAAAGUACAAGGAUGAAAAUGGACACAUUGUUGUCAAAAAGGUUACGCGUAAAAUUAUUCGCAAGUGUGUUUCGGUGGAUGGUGUGGAGAGUGAAGAGGUGUCAUUAGAAGGAGCUCCCCAGGGGUCCAUCAGUAUGGCAGAGGGAGAUGGAUACUCUAAGGUGGUGAAGCGAACUGUACUGAAGAGUGAGGGAGACCACACAGAGGUAACAUUUGCUGAAUGUGAGGGUUUCUCAGCAUCAAGUCAGGAGACAGCUGAAGGUUGUAAGGUCAGUCGCGUAGAACGGACGGCAGUGGUGGAGGGUGAAAGGACAAUGACUCACAGGGGUGAUCCGUCUUUGGCUUCUGACCUCCCCUCAGCCCAAGACGACUUCAAACAGGCACUAGGUUAUAUAAGUGGUUUUAACAGAACAGAGCCCCCUCAUGUGGUAGAGAGAGAGACUGUCAGAGAAGAUGGAACUGUGGUCAGGAGGGCCCACAUGCGUAAAGGUUGCACACACAGACACACAGUGGUGAAGGAGGCUGGGCAGCGCAAACAGGUCCUUCUAGAACAAAUGGACAACCCCAGAAAAGGGUCAAAACCACGUGACCUCCAGCAGCAUCUCCAGCAACUCUUUCACCGCUACUACGAAGAAGAAAAGGAGGACGAUGAGGAUGACGAAGAGGAGGAGGAAGAGUAGAAGAAUGUGUAACACUCUCCCCCACUCCCUGGCUCUGUCAAUGCUAAAGUCCCCCCUAAUCCUAUGCAUUAGCCACAUGCAAUCCCAGUGUGCACCACAGCACCUCAAAGCUACCACCGUCUUCCUGUUUAAGUCCUGGAAGAUGACCUUUCGUUCAUUCAUUUGUUUUCUUUCCUGGCUGGUAUAAUGUAUUCAUGAUUUUCUUUUCAUGUUCUGAUGUUGUUUUGCCUUUUUGUGACCAAAGAAAGCCUUCUGUUGUUUUCCUGAUUCAUUUUUAUUUCCCAUGUCCGAAUUGAUAUUUUUUAUUUUUGUCUUGAUGCUGUGGUAUAGAAACAAAGAAAACAGGUAAAUACUAUUCACAUUAACUAACUCAGAAACCUCCUGAAGGUAAAGAACACUUUACCUGCAAAAUACUGGUACUGCUCUCUGAGUAGGCACUUAGACUGAAAGACAAUAUCUCUCACACUGCACUGCCUCUCACAACCAGUUUCUCAGAUAUUCCUUACUUAAAAACUGUCUCACUCACUGUACUAGCCUCUCUGCUCUUUUGAUUCAUGUGGUCAAGAUGUCACACAGAGAAAACCAGACUGUAUCGACACUAAAUCGAACUGCUGCUGCUGUGUUUUGUGUAGGCUAUGUGUAAUCUGUUUUUGGAAUUAUAUAUUAUCUAUAAUCUAGACAUUACUGACAUCAGUAACCUAGGAAUUAAUAAUCACUCGUGAAGUAGAGCAGGCAUGACUAAUCAACAUUUGUCAUCAUGAUCCCAGCUUUGUCCUCUUUGUAGUUCUAUGGAUUGCCCUUCUGCCUCUAUUUCCCUUCUGUAUGUGUCUUUCUGUCCUUGUUGUUGUUUUAUUCAGUUUUAGGGGCUUUUCUCUUACAUUGUUGCUGUUGACUCAUACUGUAAGAAUGGUGAAUAAGUGAGUGAGAUGGUAUAGAACUAUUACAAGCUGAUUUUAAACUCUGUUUUCUGGAGAUGUCUUAGUUUAUUUUUGAUUUUGAGUUUUGUUUACUAGUAAGUAUAACUUAUUGAAUCUUUGUUUGCCAUUACUGAAUUAGAUCAUCACAGCUGUUUGAGAGUCACUUUCUCAUAUGACAUAUGUAGUAAGGUGAUCAGGUGUUUCUGCUUUAUUUAA
Molecule: messenger RNA, 9323 nt
Organism: Sander lucioperca (pikeperch)
Lineage: Eukaryota; Metazoa; Chordata; Actinopteri; Perciformes; Percidae
Gene: ank2a
Product: ankyrin 2a, neuronal
Exons: 50
Coding region: 406-8190 (2594 amino acids)
Biological process (GO): signal transduction
Molecular function (GO): protein binding
Source: RefSeq, a predicted model, not a curated record